AUGUCAAAAAGCAAAUCAAAUUCUUGGCUGUCAUCUGUUUUAAAUAAUUUAUCAGGAUUUUGGUCAAAUUCACCAAAUGAUGCUUCACAAACUCCUUUUUCUCGGAUUUCGGAAUCAUCGAAUUCAUCGAAAUUAAAAACAGAAUUACCACUCGACACUUUCCGUUCAACUUCAUCAAAAUUUUCUCAUGAUUCUUCAAGCGAGGAACGGGAAUUCGAGCCAGUUAUUGACUGCGAUAUUGCUCCACCGUCGUCUGGAUGGGACAAAAUUGUAAAGAGUGAAUCUGUCCGAUAUUUAAAUCCAUCAUUGUUAAGAUCAUCCAGUUUAAACGAAGGAUCAAGGCAAAACGAGCGUAAACGAAAAUACGAUACUGUUUCUCAAAAUGCGGGAAGUGAACGGGUAUUCAAUGAUAAAAACGAUUCGCUUAUUGAUUCGCUUUUGUCAAAAAAUGUUGCGAAACGUAGCCGUUUUUCAGAAAAAUGUUUUCCUGAAACAAUUUUUGCAACGAAGCAGCCUGAUAUUAUUGCUCUAAAUAGUUCGAGGAUUUCUAAUCGGUUAUCAGUAUCAACAGUUGAUUAUUCCUCUAUGAGACAAGUACCUGCACCAAAAAGCUCAUCUUCAUCUCUCAGUAAUAGGACUAAAGCUAUUCUUGAACAACUCGAAAAGAUUAGUACACCGGUUAAGGAAGUGAGAAAAAUGCCAAUCGUUCGAUCAACGGAAAGAUGGGCCAGUGAUGUGAUAAAUUCACCUGUGCAAAAACCUCCUCGCCAUUCAUUAUGUGCACUUUCGCGCGCUCAAAUGAUAUCAGAUUCUCUGACAGUACCGGGCUCGCCAUAUUGGCGUCGACCGUUCAAAUCAAACCGUCAGGAAAAUUUAGAAGAGCGAAUGUUAGAUUUGGACAAUUCUAAGCAUCCUAUAGUGAAGCGUAUUCCUGGUACUCGCACAAUAGACAUUGGCGAUACAAUUAAUAUCUCAUUUGAUAAUAAUAUUGGAGCAAUCCCUGCUGUUGAAUCUUGUGAGAAUGAUGCUGGAAGGCCAAUUCCUGAAAAAUCAGAAGGAAUUCCUGAAGUUCGAAAGAAUAUUUUCUCAACAAAACUGAUUGAUCUUGAUGUUGACGUCGACCAUGUAGAUGAAUGUACCAGUAAUGGUAAUCAGAUUGAUCAGUCCACUCGCAACUCAUCAUUGAAUGGUGUCGCCCCAGCUGGCUUUCUUAACGAUAUUUUUACGUUUGCACCUCCUGUUCAAAGAGGACCUAGUUUUGUAAAAAAGGCCAUGGAAAUUGGAAACGAGUCGAAAAAUGCUGUCAGCUAUGAAGAAAAAGCCGUUAAUGCAUCUAUUGAAAAUGCAUUUGAAUCUUUCGAAAAAAAUUCAAAUGUCUCCACAACUAUUAGAAAAGAAAACACAGAACAAUCAAAUGCUGCAAUUCCAAAUGAUGAAAAAGAUUGCAAUAUUUCAAAGCCGAAUUUCGACAUAAACAAGGAUAAAAGUGGAACGGAGAAAACUGAAAAUUCAUAUAAGGAGAAAGAAAUAGUGGCUGUCAAUGUUUCCACUGAAGAGAAAUCUGAAUCCGGGGAAAAAAUUAACAUUACUGAAAAUUCUGAUAACAAGAAAGGUACGUGGUAUUGCAACGAGUGCUUUAUAUCUAAUGCUUCUGAAGCAGUUCGCUGUGCUGCAUGUAAUAGUGAUCGAACUGGUAAGAAGUCAAUAACAACAUUGCCAAAUAUUUUAGCGAAUCGAGAGUUUAAGCCUUCCGCACAAAUCAAUUCAGGUUUUUCUUUCGGAUUCCAGUCAUCAAAAGGACCAGUUGAAGAUAAUUUAGUAGUUUCAUCACCUUUUACUACAACAACCGCAUCAAAUGUAACGAAUGGUGAUGUCUCUUCGAACCAAAAUAUAUCGAGUAAUCCAGUAACUACUGAAACAACUCCAUGCUUCAAUCUUAAACCUGCCGUGUCUUGCCCUAUGUUCGGAAUUAAGGAUACAAAACCAAAUAUAAUUCCUGUUUUUGGCAAUUCAGAAAAACCAACAGAUUCUCUUUCAGUGGAGUCCACGAACAAGAUUUUUACUACUCAUGAAGUUUCCCAAGCAGAAAUGACUUCUGGGAUUUUUAAUUUCGGAAAUACAGUGAACACGACUAAUUUCAGCACUAAUAAUCAAGCAGGAGAGAAAUCUGCAUCUGUUAUUUUUGGCUGUGAUCAGUCCACAGGUAAAGUCAGUUCCACUGUCUUUGGUUCCAAACAGGAAAGUGAUAAUAGUGCCCUUGCUACUCAGGCGCCUUCUAUUAUUGGUUCUUCAUUAUUUGGUAUCAAUCAGUCUAAGAAAAUUGUACCAGCUUUUGGAUCGGAAAUUCCCUUCUCGGCUGCUGAUCAGUCUUCAUUGCUUGGGUCAUUUAAAAGUUCUGGUGAAAAAAUCAAUUCUUUAGUGAAUGCAGUGCAAUCCACAGUGACAUCGGUAUCUAAUCCGUCAUUUUCAUUCUUCGGCUCAGGUCCUUCUACAUCCACUGCAUCGUCUUUUAUUGACUCAGCCGCUUCAGUCUUGCCAUCGAUCUCACAGUCCGUUGUAAAACCAGAUGCCACUGUUUCAAAUGUGUCCUCAACCGAUAAAAUUGGUUCUUCUUUAUUUGGAAAUCCACAAGCUACUAGUAAUAAAAAUCUUUUCUCUUUUGGAGCCAAUAAUUCUGAUCCUUCAAAAGGACAGUCUUUUAUUUUCGGGUCAAAAUCAAAUGAAACAAAUUCUCAAAAUAAUAAUAGUUUUUCGUUUGGUCAGCCUAUUACCAACAUAUCAAAUUCAUUUACUAAUGCUGCAUCAGCAGUGAGUUCAGAAAAUUCGCCUAUGCAGGUAAAUAGUACUCCGGUUGAAAUGGUAUCGCCUGAUGGUUCAUCUAAAUCAUUCAAUUUGGGUGUCACUGACGCACAACAACAGUCUCAAUUUUUCACUUUUGGUCAAGUACCUACUACUUCGGCUACAUUAACCGGUUCGUUAUUUGGAGAGCAACAGGCCGUAAAUUCAUCCUUUCCAUUUGCAAAUACGAUGCCUUCCAAGGUGUUUAGUGCGCCAUCACUUAUUCCCGAGCAGCCAUCUGCCUUCAGUUUUGGUGCUUCGUCUGCUAAUGGAUCUUCUGGAUUUGCUUUUGGAUCUCCUAGUCAGCCGCCUGUUUUUAAUUUUGGUGGUUCUAACAAUACAGACGCUUUCCAGUUUCGUGCUGCGGCUCCUUCGGCAAAUACUCUCCCUUCAACAAAUUUUUUCAAUGUUGGGCCAACUUCUUCAACUGGUUCUCGCAAAAUUUUGCGAGCACGUCGCGUGCGGAAAUAA
Dracunculus medinensis (Guinea worm) is the source of this 3309-nucleotide messenger RNA. The record is from the annotation of a GenBank genome assembly. NCBI's taxonomy places the organism in Eukaryota, Metazoa, Nematoda, Chromadorea, Rhabditida, Dracunculidae.